AUGAGUUCAGACAAAUCAAAUUUACUAAAGAAAUACAAGAUUGUUUUCCUUGGAGAUCAAAGUGUUGGUAAAACUUCAUUGAUCACUAGAUUCAUGUAUGAUACAUUUGAUGAAACAUAUGCUGCUACUAUUGGUAUUGAUUUUUUAUCUAAAACUAUGUAUUUAGAAGAAGGUAAAACUAUAAGAUUACAACUAUGGGAUACUGCAGGACAAGAAAGAUUUCGAUCAUUAAUUCCAUCAUAUAUUCGAGACUCACAUGUUGCUGUAAUAUGUUAUGAUAUAACUAAUAAGAAAUCAUUUGAUAAUUUAGAUAAGUGGAUUAAAGACGUUAAAUUAGAAAGAGGUGAUGAUGUUAUAAUAGUAUUGGUGGGUAAUAAACUGGAUUUAGCAACUGAUAAACGACAAGUUAGUUUAGAAGAUGUUGAAAUUUUACAAAAUAAAAUUGGUGCUAGAUUUUUCAUUGAAACUUCUACAAAAGCCAAUCAUAACGUCAAGUUGUUAUUCAAGAAAAUUGCCCAAUCAUUACCUGAAUUUAAUCAAGAUGAAAACUCUGAAGAUGCUAAUAACAAAAAUAAUCAUCCAGAAACUGUUGAUAUAAGUAUUGACAAUAAUACAGACACCAAUCAAGGUUCAAGUACAUGUUGUUAA
This is a messenger RNA of Candida tropicalis MYA-3404, 648 nucleotides long. Its product is annotated as Rab family GTPase. Lineage: Eukaryota; Fungi; Ascomycota; Pichiomycetes; Serinales; Debaryomycetaceae. Gene Ontology annotation, molecular function: GTPase activity; GTP binding. The record is from RefSeq and is a predicted model, not a curated record. The coding region runs from base 1 to 648 and encodes 215 amino acids. The transcript has a single exon.